UGACAGAGCAUCUUAAACCAUACACUGACAAUCGACAAAGCCCCGCAUAAAAGACUCCCAAAGCCCCACGACAAACCCCAUCUUCUUCUUCUUCUUCCUCCUCCUGAUCCUCCUCUCACCAACAACAAUGUCGAUCUCCGGCGACCAAACCCACCGCCACCCUCACAUCCUAGUCUACCCUUACCCUGCACAAGGCCACAUGCUACCACUCCUCGACCUAACCAACCAACUAGCCCUCCGCGCCCUCACCAUAACAAUCGUCAUCACCCCCAAAAACCUCCCAACCCUCACACCACUCCUCUCCGCCCACCCCUCAAUCCAAACCCUCGUCCUCCCAUUUCCUUCACACCCCAAAAUACCCCCCGGCGUCGAAAACGUCAAGGACAUCGGCACCCACGGCAACCUCGCCGUCAUCAACGCCCUCGCCAACCUCCACGACCCGAUCAUCCAGUGGUUCGAGUCCCACCCUAACCCCCCUGUUGCUCUCAUGUCAGACUUCUUUCUCGGCUACACUCUCCGCCUCGCUGACCACCUCAAAAUCCCGAGAAUAACCUUCUUCUCGUCCGGAGCUUUCUUGGCUUCGAUUCAAGAGUACUGUUGGCGGAACCUAGACCUGGUCCAGUCGUCGUCGGUUAUUGACUUCCCCUCUGUUCCUCGGUCGCCCUCAUUGAAAAAGGAGCACGUGCCGUCGAUUGUGUUGGCUCACAGAGGAACGGAUCCCGAGUCUGAGCUCCUGAGGGUUUCCAUGCUUGCCAAUACCGACAGUUGGGGCUGUGUUUUCAAUACCUUUCAGGACUUGGAGGGUGAGUAUUUGGAUCACUUGAAGAGAAGAAUGGGCCACAACCGGGUUUACAGUGUCGGCCCAUUGAGUCUGAUUGGUGCCGGAGAUGGUGGUUUGGAUCGGGGAAACCUGAACACGGGUUCCGGUGGCGAUUUAAUGGCGUGGCUUGACGGGUGUCCUGAUGGGUCUGUGCUGUACGUUUGUUUUGGGAGUCAAAAAUUGUUGAAUAGUAAACAAAUGGAGGCGUUGGCUAGUGGGCUCGAGAGGAGCGGGGUGAGAUUUGUGUGGGCUGUGAAGACGGGCUCGGCCCAAGAAGCAAAGGACGGGUACGGUGUUGUGCCCGAGGGGUUUGAGGAGCGGGUUGCCGGGCGGGGCUGGCUGGUGAAAGGUUGGGCGCCGCAGGUGUUGAUAUUGGGUCACCGGGCCGUGGGCGGAUUCGUGAGCCAUUGCGGGUGGAAUUCAGUGCUCGAAGCGAUAGUGGGUGGGGUUUUGAUAUUGGGCUGGCCCAUGGAGGCGGACCAGUAUGUGAAUGUCAAGCUGUUGGUGGAGGACAUGGGUGUGGCCAUACAAGUGUGCGAGGGUGCGAGCGGUGUACCCGACCCGGCCCAAUUAGGAAAGGUGAUUGCCGAGUCACUAAGCGGCGACUCGGCUGAAAAGGUGAGGGCAAAGGAGCUGAGGGACAAGGCAUUUGUCGCUGUGAGAGAUGGUGGUAGCUCUUCAAAAGAUUUGGAUGAGCUUGUGAAACAGUUGAGCCAACUUUGAGCGGCAAUGUGAUUGUAUGAUUACCAAUUCUUAAUUUGAGAAGCAUUGUUUUUAUUAUGUUA
Messenger RNA from Rosa rugosa (rugosa rose), 1605 nucleotides. RefSeq names its product UDP-glycosyltransferase 89A2-like. The coding region runs from base 128 to 1543 and encodes 471 amino acids. Lineage: Eukaryota; Viridiplantae; Streptophyta; Magnoliopsida; Rosales; Rosaceae. The record is from RefSeq and is a predicted model, not a curated record. Gene Ontology annotation, molecular function: UDP-glycosyltransferase activity. The transcript has a single exon.